Didymosphaeria variabile is the source of this 3294-nucleotide messenger RNA. RefSeq lists its product as uncharacterized. The record is from RefSeq and is a predicted model, not a curated record. The transcript has a single exon. Lineage: Eukaryota; Fungi; Ascomycota; Dothideomycetes; Pleosporales; Didymosphaeriaceae. The coding region runs from base 1 to 3294 and encodes 1097 amino acids.
AUGCCGUCUCUUUAUGGCGCGGGCGUGCGCAUGCACCUCGCAACACAUUCGCUUGCAUCUACCCUCACCGAACAGGUUCAAUUGAAGAAGGGCUUUGACGCGGCUGCCAGAGCCGAACACGCAGAGAAAGCACUUAGAGAGAGUGAGCGUUCACUGCUGCCCGAAGAACGGGUCCCAUUCCCGGGAGAUGAAGGCGAAUUCGCGGUUAAUUGGCUCGGUCGCACGCCGUUCUUGCAAGCUGUUGUGAACCAGCCUUCGGAGAAGUCGCAGCAGCUCGAGGAUCUGAAGCAGAAGCUUGCUUUGAGCAGUGUUUAUGCAGCCUAUCCGGGCAACAGAAGCUCUUUGGAGGGAAUCGCCACGAGGAGUGGACGGUUUCUGUCUUUCGAUGAUGCCGAGGGUAAGAAGAGCAGCCAAAUCGGACCACUGCCAACACAUGGCUUGCCAAUGGCACGUUCGCCAUACAGUUCUUUGCCAAACAACCAACAAGAACCUAAGGCGCUCGUCCUCCAUGUCAUGCUUACCGACAAAACCUUCUUCCACGACCCGCUGGACAAACGCCCACAGCACCUCAAGAUCGAUGUUCUUUUCAAUGGCCAACUGUCAAGCUCUGUACUUAUACACACAGGCGAUAUCCGGAGCGGCGCCAAGUCACUCAAUCAGAUUUUUGCGGGAACACGCAUUGAUUACAUGGCGGAGCGACCAUGGAUUCUUCACCCAUCUCAGUCAGACAUUGACUCUGGAUGCUCUUCACCAAGUUCGACCGGAAACGAUGCGCACGAUCGUUGGGCAGAGAUCUGCAAAGCCUUGAUGAACGAAGCCGAUCAACGUGGAGUUAAUGUGGAUGGUGAGAGGCCACCAACGGCGGCAUACUUUCGAGACCUCGCAAGCAUGCAGAUGCCGGACAUGAUCAAAGACAUGCAAAGGUCCGGUGGAAGGAGGUUUGGUGUGAUUGAUAUGAUCAUCACGGUCGGGACUGGCAAGAAAACCAUGAACAAUGUGGUGUAUCUGAAGGCACCAACGCGGUUGGCUGAUGAUCAGUUCUGUUACGAAGUGAAAGAGGGUCGUGAGUUGACACCAGCUGGCGUAAAUAAGCCUGGCCCACGUACGUUCAACACCGAUGAGCAAGGUGCCGAGGGUAAUUCAGACUUUGAGUCUUCUGUAUUGGCACAAGAUACUAUUUUCCACGGCCGACCAGACCUUCCCAGCCAGGGAAUUCCGCUCCUGCCACCACAACCAGCUCUACCAUGGAACAACCCCUUCACCGGCUCUCUAAUCCCAUCGCGGGCAUCGUUGGGGCCCUUGACGUCUUCCGUUGAGCAGCCUCUGUCUCAAUCAGAUGCGGAGGAGCCGCCCCAGAAACGAGGCCGCUUCCCAACUUCAAGCAAUGACGAGCACAAGAUCAUGGAGACAAGCGGAUCAAAGUCGCCUCCGCGAAGGCCAUAUCCCUCUGCUCAUGGCCCAUCGAUUCCUCCGGCAAGAUCUUUUCCGCUCUCAGUACCAGACACUGCAUUCAAUGUGAAUCAAUAUGACAACUUCGAACAUGCGAAUCCGUAUCAACUGCCCUACACCGGCAUGAUGACUGGCCUAGACUUUGCAUCCUUCGAUGGUCCAAUAUCUUCGCCUCUUCGGAUUGCCUCUGGCGGCCAGCUCACGCUCCCCUCAUUCGUACCAACUCCUGAAGAAGUCAUCCCAAGCCCGGCGGCCACCAGCACCUUUUCCAGUCCAUAUUCGCAACCAAGCGCACCGUUCAGUCAUGGAUAUGGAGUUGUAUUCUCUUCGGAUAACUCGACCCCGUACAAUUCAGUAGGGACCUCCAUGGGCUACGGCAUCCCGAAUGCGGGCCACUUGCUGAAUUCAAGCCUUCCUCCCGGCUAUGUUUUGCAAGGACCGACUCAUUCUGCUCUGUCGCCGCUUGGAGCUGCAUCUCGUUCAUUCAGCCCAUAUGCUUCUGUUCCGUAUAUGCCACCGCUCAGAAGGCCUUCGAACGGUCCACCGCCCCCAAUGGGACUCUUUAAGGUGACCGAAAAGCCCAAGAAAGAACAGCAGGCGAAUUCUCCUGCAUCAGCUUCCAAUCUCUCCGGUUCAGGCACUUUAGUGGUCCGUCUGGUGAUCCGCAUGGGUGGAAGGGUCAUUGUUUCCCAUCAUUUCAAGAUACCUCGACAGCUUCCUGCGAAAACAGCCCUCAACAAGAACACAUCGGUUGGCCCUGUGCCUCCUGCUAAGGUUCGAAAAGAGUCUCCUGACUUGGCAGAAUGGACGGAGCAAGCUAUUGUGCAGUGUCGUGGAGCAACUGGAGCAACUGGGACUUCGGAUAGUCCGCCGAACACGUCACUGAUUGAUGUUGCCAACCUUCAGACAACUACGAGCCUGGACAGGAACAAGAGGGACUCUUUCCACGAUGGUCUGGCCAGGGUCGAAGUCCCGGACCCGAAGCACAAAACCUCAGCUCCAACAGCGAAAGAAUCCGAAAUUAUCGCCAAUACCGUAGCGGUAGAAACUUCAGGCCUUACCAAUAUUCUUUCUGGAUCAGACACAUACGCUCAAAUGCAUAAUACAGCUAACACUGGCAUCCUCGGCGUGCAAGGCCCCAAAGCGAAUCUUUUCGUCUUUGACAACCCCGAGGAGCUUCUCAGGAAGAAGAAGUCGAAGGCUCAGGCUGGAUCCCGAUCCGUAUCACCGUUCAAGGUAGACACGCCAUUAAACGAGGCAACUGAUGGAUCCGCGAAGGGUACAGAGCCUCACAAGCAUGCUGUAGAGUCUAAAGAUGUGGAGACUGGAUCGAGCUCUCCGUUGUCCGAGCUGUCUCAAUCACCUCAAUUGUCUUUCACAGCUGACAUGCCUCCUAAAACCGGCACAAAUGCGGAGGCCAGCCUGCCAGUAUUGCAACUGCCGAAUACUCCAGCAGUGCCCACUAUAUCGGAGCCCACUGUCACACGAAGUGCCUCAUUUCGCAUUCCAUUGCCCGCAAGCGUACCCCAGGCACCUCCCGUACCCUCAAUGCUCCCUUCUUCCCCCAUCCCGAUCGCUUCUCCCGAAGGAGCUGCUCUCAAGCGGAAGCGCGCACCCGAGCGAACACCCAAGCGCGCUUCCGCAGGCACAUACGUCAAGCAGCCGCGCAGUCCCGACCGCCUGGAUGCGAAGGACAAUCCGCCGCUCAACAGGGACUGCGUGAUCCAGUAUGCGGUCAGCGAGCGUAAGGGCGGCGCACUAAGGCAGGUGAAGAGUGAGAGGAGAGGCGUGUUCAAGGAGGACAGUGUGGUGGUAGGAUGUAGGUUUUUCGUGGGUGGGUGUUGA